This is a messenger RNA of Lagopus muta (rock ptarmigan), 2582 nucleotides long. Its product is annotated as nucleolar RNA helicase 2-like. Gene Ontology annotation, molecular function: RNA helicase activity; ATP binding; RNA binding. NCBI's taxonomy places the organism in Eukaryota, Metazoa, Chordata, Aves, Galliformes, Phasianidae. The record is from RefSeq and is a predicted model, not a curated record. Bases 70 to 2265 code for a protein of 731 amino acids. The transcript is spliced from 15 exons.
GCACCGGUUUCCGGGGUGGGGUCCAUUCCUGUCACGGCGCGGUUGCGGCGCGGUGGCCGGCGAGCGACGAUGCCUGAGGCUACCCGGAUCCGUGCCGGCAGCGGGGCCGAGUCGGAGCCCGACAGCCCUAUGGAAAGUGAGGCUGCGCCAGACGGCAGCCGGCGGCGGCGCAAGAAGGAGAAGAAAGAGAAGAAAUCCAAGCGGCACGAUAAGGCUCGGAAGAGGAAAGCUCAGGCAGAUGAAAGCGAGCAGUCGGAAGAAGAAGAGAGUGAGUCGCCAAAGCCCAAGAAAGCAAAGAACAGAGGGAAGCAAAAUGGGCACGUGAGGGAGGAGAGCCCAGAGAAUGCCAAGCUGUCUUCUAUCAGUGCCAAAUCCACCCACAAGAAACAGCCCAGCAACUCCAGCGAAACGUCCAGUGGGGAUGGGGACAGUGACCAGGAGCAGGAGAUGACUGAAGAGCAGAAAGAGGGUGCUUUCUCCAAUUUCCCUAUCUCUAAAGGGACCAUUCAGCUUCUUCAAGCUCGAGGAGUGACAUACCUGUUUCCUGUGCAAGUGAAGACCUUCCACCCAGUAUAUUCUGGCAAAGAUGUAAUUGCUCAAGCACGAACUGGAACAGGGAAGACUUUCUCUUUUGCUAUUCCAUUAAUUGAAAAGCUUCAGACAGACUCGGAGGAAAGAAGAAGAGGCCGUUCACCAAAAGUUCUGGUUCUUGCUCCAACAAGAGAGCUGGCAAAUCAGGUUGCCAAAGAUUUCAAGGACAUAACGAGAAAGCUGACAGUAGCUUGUUUUUAUGGAGGAACACCAUACAACGGACAAAUUGAUCUCAUUAGAAGUGGAAUCGACAUUUUGGUUGGGACACCUGGUCGAAUCAAAGACCAUCUUCAGAAUGGCAAGCUGGACCUUACCAAGGUGAAACAUGUUGUCCUUGAUGAAGUUGACCAGAUGUUGGACAUGGGAUUUGCUGAACAGGUGGAGGACAUCUUACGAGUUGCGUACAAGAAAGAUUCUGAAGACAAUCCUCAGACGCUGCUGUUUUCUGCAACAUGCCCAAACUGGGUGUAUGAUGUGGCCAAAAAAUACAUGAAGUCUAAAUAUGAGCAGGUUGACUUGAUUGGGAGAAAAACUCAGAAGGCUGCUACAACAGUAGAACAUUUGGCCAUAGAAUGUCACUGGUCUCAGAGAGCUGCAGUUAUUGGAGAUGUCAUUCAGGUCUACAGUGGCAGCCACGGGAGGACCAUUGUAUUUUGUGAAACCAAAAAGGAUGCAAAUGAACUGGCUCUGAAUGCGUCAAUCAAGCAGGAUUGCCAGUCAUUGCAUGGUGACAUUCCUCAGAAGCAAAGAGAGAUCACACUGAAAGGUUUCAGAAAUGGUGCAUUUAAAGUUCUGGUUGCAACCAACGUAGCUGCCCGUGGUUUAGAUAUCCCUGAAGUUGACCUAGUUGUACAAAGUUCACCACCAAAGGAUGUGGAGUCCUACAUCCAUCGUUCUGGACGCACAGGUCGAGCGGGGCGGACUGGGAUCUGUAUCUGUUUUUAUCAGCGAAAGGAAGAAAAUCAGUUAAGAUAUGUGGAACAGAAAGCGGGCAUUACAUUCAAGCGUGUUGGUGUUCCUACUGCAACAGAUAUAAUAAAAGCUUCCAGCAAAGAUGCUAUCAGAUGUCUGGAUUCUGUUCCCCAGUCUGCUAUUGAUUAUUUCAAAGAGUCUGCUCAGUUGCUAAUAGAAGAAAAGGGACCAGUUCAUGCUUUGGCUGCAGCUCUAGCACAUAUUUCAGGUGCUACUUCCAUUGAACAGCGCUCCCUGCUGAACUCAGAUGUGGGAUUUGUUACAAUGGUACUGCGCUGCUCUGAAGAAAUAAACAACAUGAGCUAUGUUUGGCGAAAACUACGGGAACAGCUGGGUGGUGAUGUUGACAGAAAGGUGAACAGAAUGUGUUUCAUCAAGGGAAGAAUGGGUGUGUGCUUUGAUAUUCCUGCAGCAGAUCAAAAGGACAUAGAGGAAAGAUGGGAAGAUUCCAAGCAGUGCUGUCUGUGUGUGGCGAAUGAAUUACCUGAGCUAGAAGAAUCCCAGCGAGGAGGUGGAGGAGGAGGAGGAGGAAGAGGAAGAGGAGGAGGAGGAGGAGGAGGAGGAGGAGGAAGAGGACGAGGAAGAGGAGGAAAUAGCAGAAGCUUCUCAGGCUCUAGGAAUGGACGGCGGGGUGGCUCGGGAAGAAACAGAUUCAAAAGCAGCGGCCAGAAACGAAGCUAUGACAGAGCGUUUGAUCGCUGACCUCAGAAGCCUGGAGUGGAGAAGCAGGAUGGCAGUAUUUUAUAAUAUGUUAAAAUAGGCUGUUCCUGUGUCUGUACCACUUCAAAAAAACAUGUCAUUCAUUUUUUGGGGUUUUUUUCCUCAGUACUACUUUGGUCAUAAACAAGAUCAUGUUGUCCAUUUAAAAAAAAAAAAAAAAAGCAACUGUUUCUUUACUGCCAUUUCAUCUGUGUGUAGAACCUCCAUCUUUGUUCCAGAAUCCGUGUGUCGCAUCCAAACCUGUAGCCUAGCUCACUGUAUAAAAUAUAGAUCUUAACUGAUGGCCAAACCUGUACAUU